This is a messenger RNA of Archocentrus centrarchus (flier cichlid), 811 nucleotides long. RefSeq names its product acyl-CoA thioesterase 13 (gene acot13). The transcript has 3 exons. NCBI's taxonomy places the organism in Eukaryota, Metazoa, Chordata, Actinopteri, Cichliformes, Cichlidae. The record is from RefSeq and is a predicted model, not a curated record. Gene Ontology annotation, molecular function: fatty acyl-CoA hydrolase activity. The coding region runs from base 101 to 529 and encodes 142 amino acids.
GAUCAGUUUCCGGCGUUCUGAGGUUAAAAAAACAAAAAAAAAAAAACUUUGACAUUGGCCGCAUAAAAAGCAGCUAAAAAUUCACAGCGUGCAGUUGACAAUGGCUUCGCUUACGUUAAUUUCCUUAAAACAAGUAAUGAGAGCUAUGGUGGAUAACCCAGGUUUCGACAGGGUGCUUAGAAAGGUGGACAUUUUGUCAGCUAGCCCCGGUAAAGUGGUGUGUGAAAUGCGGGUGGAAGAGGAGCACACGAACCGGGGAGGCACGCUGCACGGCGGGCUGACAGCCACGCUGGUUGAUGUCAUUUCCACAAUGGCUAUCAUGUACAGUGAGAGGGGGUCACCGGGGGUCAGCGUGGAUAUGAAUAUAACGUACAUGAACGCUGCAAAAAUGGGAGAAGACGUUCUCAUCACUGCUCAGGUCCUGAAGCAGGGACGGAGUCUGGCAUUUGCCACAGUGGACCUCACCAAUAAGGCCACAGGGAAAAUCAUUGCACAAGGAAGACACACCAAACAUCUUGGAAGCAGCUGAAGCUUCUCCCCUCUGUGCCUGUAUGUACUGUCAAAGCAAGAGUGAAGAUGGAAACCAGCCUCUCUGAGCCUGUAUACAAGUUUGUAAUAGUAGGAAUAUGUACUUAACAGUAGUGAUCGUCACAACUCUCACACUACUUGCUGCUGGUUACUUGAGGACCUGCUAUUGUCGCUGUUAAAUAUUUGCCAUUUCCAUUUAGAGACAUCAGUAGUUAUUGUGUGAUCAGACUCUCUCCUGAUCUAAAGUCUGUAUCAAUGAUUCAUGCACAUGCAAUAAAAGCAA